Molecule: messenger RNA, 453 nt
Organism: Didymodactylos carnosus
Lineage: Eukaryota; Metazoa; Rotifera; Eurotatoria; Philodinida; Philodinidae
Source: the annotation of a GenBank genome assembly
AUGUUACACAAAUUAGUCAGAAAAAUUUCAUGUCUUCAUACGUUACAUUUACGAUCAAUAUCGACAACACCACUCCAUCAACAACAUCGACAAACAGAAAUUUUUAGAAUAGCAUUAAUAUUAGAAGGAAAGAGAGGCUUAUGUUUAAAGUCAACAUACUAUUCAUUGAGCAGUGGAAGCAGAUCAACACAAAUUUGGCAGAGUUAUGAUGAAUUACGAUCAUAUCGAAAAGCACGACAACAAAUAGUACAUUUUCCAGCUGAGCUGAAGGCUUAUGAAACACAUAAUAGAAGCGUUGUUUCUUUAUUAACAUGCUAUAGCUACAAAAAAAGUGAAACUCGAUAUAUUCUGACAACCGGAACAAUGAUCAGACCAAAUUUAAUAUUAUCGUGUGCACAUGGUGUAGCUGAAUAUUUACUGGAUAAUCUAACUCCCAUUGAAUAUCGUAAGUAG